AUGCCCGAAACUAUCCCCACAAGUCGUACAAGCAAGGGAGACGUACUGGUUCGGAUGCCUUCCGCCUCAGCUGCCGCCCACCUCCGAGUUGUCGCCGCCGCCGCUCAGCUCGCUCCCGCCUCCCCGCUCUGGCUGUUUGAAAUUGUCGCGCAUGGCAUGCCGAGGGUAGAAGAAGCGGAAGAGAUGUUGAUUGAGGGAUUGGAGAAGAGGAUAGGCGAGGGCGGAGUGCGCUCGGUGCGCUGGCUCCCGAGCAGGAAGAGGGAGGCUCGCUUCGGGUCAAUGAUGGCGGUCCUGUGGAACGACAAGAUGGUCAGCAGGAUUACUAAGGGCAACGGAGACCUCUGUAUUGACUCAGCAGUCUGCGUGAGGUGCGAGAAGGCGAGAGGGAGGAAAGAGAUGACGCACGGGGAGGAGGCAGGCAAGCCGGCGGAGAAGGUCGCGGGAGGCGCCAAGGCGACGCUGGCGGAUGUGGAGAGCAUGCAGAAAGGAGCAGCUGAGGCUCAGGAGCAGAAGGAGCGGGAGAAGGGUGAGGAGAAGGAGGCCAAGGACGAACCGGCUCGCGCAAAACUCGAUAAGUCCGGUGGCGGCUCGCUCACAAAUUUGCCCUCACUCGUCGGGAACCAACGCAAAUUGCCUAUUGCAACCACUACAACCUCCUCUACGCCCACGAACCCCUUCGAACCCGUCCUCCCGCCCAACUUGGCCGACUUCUCCAUCGAUUGGUCCGCAGGAGACGAUUUCGGCGCCGUUCUCCACGAGGUCCCGGAUUCUGCGGGCGCCUCCGCACCAUCCACCUCCGACAUGAUCCUCGUCGGCAACUCGCCGCUCUCCCCGACACUCGCCGCCUGCCGCCAAUCUCUCAAGAAGGACAAGAUCUUUCCCUCGCUUUUUCCGGCCUUUGCUUCGUUUUAUCCUGGCUUCCUAUUGCUUCCCACAGCUUCCGAGACCACCAGCGGGAUCUGGUCUCAUGUCCCGACACCGCUUGCCAACCGCCCAACCCAGUACCGCCCCAUGCCGAUAGUCGACUUCGAGCCGACCACGAGCGAGGCGGAGGGCGGGGCGGACCGUUCGUGGGCGGACAAGACCGAGGCGGAAUUCCCCAUCGCGAAAGCGAAAGAGGAAGGCGGAGAAAAGAAAGAGGAGUCGCGAAAGGUUGACCGGUCGAAGAAGGGGAAGGAGGGAAAGGCGACAAGGGCAACGUUGCUGGCGAAGAACGAGCGAGGGAAUGAAGGCGAGGCGAAGAGGAGCGUGCCGCCGAGGGCACGGCGCAUUGUCGCACCAGCACAGAAGGAGAAGAGCCUGCCAAGGGAACCAAAAAACCUCAUUUGCCUCCGCAAAAACCCGAACAUUGCCACCACCGACCUCCUCCUCAUCCAAGAACCCCCACGCCCGCUCAAACCCUCCCACAAUCCCAACUGGCAACUUGUCACACCUCCACCAACUGCGCUCCCCGAUGGCAAGCCCGCGCCCAUCCGCCACCUCAUCCUCCUCUCAACCCGCCUCGGACCGGCCGCCGUGACGCAAGUUCCGGUCGUUUCAGGUGACGUCACGACGCUUGACGUCGAGCUGCUGCAUGGCGAGAAGAUCCGGGUCGUCAGCAUGUACAACCCGUGCAACGAGCGCGGAAAGGAAGUACGCUACUUACCCUACAACCACUCUGUCUCGACCAUCCUCCCGCCUCUACUUGCCUCAACCGCCGCCAUCUCGCUCAUUGUAGUCGCCGGAGACUUCAACCUGUCGCAUCCGGACUGGGACGAGUUAGUAGGCGAACCGGAGGAAGCAGUACGCACCUUCACCCAACACAACCUCACUCACUGCCUGCCGCCCAACACGAUCACAUACCACCCUUACAACACGAGGAACCGCAGCAAACCCCUCGAACUUGUACUCGGCUCGCUGCGCGCAGAAGAUCGAGUCGUCAGCUGCGGUCUUGCUGAAGAUCUCGAGGCCGGAUCCAACCAUCGUCCUGUUCAACUUGUCCUUGCCCUUGAACACGCCACCAACACCCCUCCCCCACACUGCGCCUUCCGCCGCACCGACUCCAUCGUCCUCGAACGGGCAUUCCUUGACGCAACUGCCCGCCUUCCCACCUCGCCGCUCCUCUCGUCCGCCGACAUCGACAAGCGCACGGAACAACUCACCAAUGCCCUUCAAACCGCCGUCUCGGCCGCAAUGCCCCUCACCUGCGCGCGAGCCGGCCAUGUCGUACCGUGGUGGGACAAGGAGCUCGCAGAAGCGAGCAAGUUGGCGAAGAAGGCGGCGAACCGAGCGUUCCGCCUGCGAGGCAUGGCAGGGUGCGAAGUCGAAGUCGAGUUUGCAGAGAGGGAGAGGAGGAAGAGGCAAAACGAGAUGAAGAAGUUGAUGAAGGGGAAGAGGGAGAAAUGGGACGAGCGUGAACUGGCGGAGGUGAAGGAAGCGACGCUGUGGACAAUGGUCAAAAAGAGGAUCAACAACGCGGCACCCGCCAACACGACAACCCCCCCUCCGAAAGGGAAACGCAACCUCCUCCUGCCACUCCUCCUCCCGCACCUCGUCCCCCUCCACCGCGCCUCGCUCGCCCUUGGCCACAUCCCUCGCUCAUGGCGCGACGCCUCCUGCAUCGUACUCCGCAAGACGAAGAAACCCGACUACCGAGACCCAAAAGCGUACCAGUUGAUCGCCUUUGAGCGCUGCGUCGCCAAAGCCCUCGAGCAGGUAGUCGCUGCCCGCCUUGCGCACCUCGCCGAGACGCACGCCAUGCUGCCGAACUCGCACUUCGGCGGGAGGAAGCGCCGGUCGGCCAAGGACGCGGUAGUCUGCGUGAUAGAUGAGAUCAAAGGUCAGUGGCGGAAAGGGAAUGCGGUUGUCGGGCUCGCUCUUGACGUCUCCAAGGCGUUCCCGAUUCGAGGCAUCGUCAGCGAGUCAAUCGAAUGGACGAGCGGACUUCCGCAAGGCUCACCGCUAUCGCCUAUCCUCUUCCUCACGUACAGCGCCCCCCUACUCGAUAUCUGCAAAACAUUGACAACCUGCGGCUUUGGGUGGAUCGACGACGUCAACAUCCUGGCGUGGGGUAAGACGGUGGAAGAAGCGGUCAGCGCUAUGAAUUCGCUCGUUCCAAAGCUGGAGACGUGGUCCAACUCGCAUUUGUCCGCAUUCGAGCCCACCAAAACAGAAGCGACCAUCUUCCUCCCCUCCUCGUGCGCCAUGCCUCCCAACCUGCCGCGUGUUGUCCUCCGCGACCAUCGCAUCGAGUUCAAACCCGCCCUGACGAUGCUCGGCACGAACUCGACAGCCGACUCACCUUCCGCGAUCGCAUCACCGCCUGCGCCGCCCGCACCACCACAUUGA
Rhodotorula toruloides NP11 is the source of this 3327-nucleotide messenger RNA. Its product is annotated as reverse transcriptase. NCBI's taxonomy places the organism in Eukaryota, Fungi, Basidiomycota, Microbotryomycetes, Sporidiobolales, Sporidiobolaceae. The coding region runs from base 1 to 3327 and encodes 1108 amino acids. The transcript has 6 exons. Gene Ontology annotation, molecular function: catalytic activity. The record is from RefSeq and is a predicted model, not a curated record.